Molecule: messenger RNA, 1642 nt
Organism: Cicer arietinum (chickpea)
Lineage: Eukaryota; Viridiplantae; Streptophyta; Magnoliopsida; Fabales; Fabaceae
Product: transcription factor DUO1-like
Source: RefSeq, a predicted model, not a curated record
AUGGAAAGAGAGUUUGAAAAAGGGUACAUAAAGAAAGGACCAUGGAGUAGUGAAGAAGAUGAAGUGUUAUUAGAACAUGUUAAGAAAUAUGGUUCAAGAGAUUGGAGCUCCAUUCGAUCCAAAGGUCUUUUGCCUCGAACUGGAAAAUCUUGUCGAUUAAGAUGGGUUAACAAGCUUAGACCAAACUUGAAAACAGGGUGCAAGUUUUCAGCCGAGGAGGAAAGCGUGGUGAUUGAGUUACAGAAGCAAUUUGGGAACAAAUGGGCCAAAAUUGCUGCAUGUUUGGAAGGGAGAACAGACAAUGAUGUGAAGAACUUUUGGAGUAGCAGGAGAAAAAGGUUGGAGAGGACAUUGGCAAGGACACCAUCACCUCCAUUUAAGCAGCAGAAAAACAAAGGAAAAGAUAUGCUUAUUCUUAAUAAUAAUCAAGUAAAAGUUGAAAAGGUUCCUGAACGUGGAUCCAAUAAGCUGGAGGAAAACCUAACUUACCCCAUUUCUUAUAUGGGAAACAAAGAGGUAUUCAAUAUGAUCAACCUUUCAGAUUUAACAAAAUCAAACUACCAAAAUAUAGAAAAUGACCUUAAUACAGUUGAGGUUGAAGUCACUCCACUUCACACAGUACCAUCAUUUGAGUCUUCAUCAGGCUACAACUUUCCACUGCUCCCUGAAUCACAAAUGGACUUUUCACUAUUUCCAGAGUGCCAAAACCUUGUUCAAGAGCCAUUUGAUUCCAAUUUUAUGGACAUGUUUGAGCAGGAAAAAUGUUCAGAUUGUGUGUGGAGUCAGAAGCUUGAGACCAAGUUGCCAACUCUUGGAUUGGAAGGAAAUUCUCAGAGUACAAAUUCAAAUUGUUUCUUUAAGGACUUCCCAACUGAGAUUUUUGAAUACUUUGAGGAUAUUUCAACUUAAUCAGAACAAUAAAUGUUAUGAAAUAUGCUUUGUAGUUCAUUUAGCUCUUCUUUUACCAUAACCAUAUUUUCUAAGAGUCAAUGCAUGAACUGGUUUCAGGUUCUUUUAAUUUACCAAAGAAAAACCUGAAGAUGCACAGUAUUUAAGUGUCAAUGCAUGAACUUGUUUCAGGUUUUUUUCGUACCUUCACAUAUUUGAAAUAAAAUAUUUCCAAAUUUAGUUACCAAUGUAAUCUGUUGAUGAAAAACCUCAGGCUACAUCAUCAGAACAUGGAACAGUAUUGUGCAUUUUUUUUCCUUUUAAUUACAUAUAUGUAUAACUUGAACCAAACAGCCUUCAAUGAUCAUUCAACAGAACCCGUAAAUAAUAAUGAAAUCUAGUCGCUGCAGAACAAAUAUUCUAUGAAUUCCAAGGUCCUAAUAAUGAUUAUCAAUCCUUGUUUAAAGGGGGAAAAAUCCAUGCCAUCUACUUGCUUAUCUCUUAAAAUCAAAAUUACUUUUCUCCACACCUUUCACAACACCCUUGCAAUCACACCUAUCUUAAAUGUUAAUACAUAUUGUUCAUAGGUGCACGAAAUUGACCUUCAUAUGUAUGUAAACAUGACUAUCUAAAAUAUAAACAGGUCACAUCAUUAUUCAUGCUAAGAACCACAAUAAAACAGUUUGCAAGAAGUAGAGAGUAGCUGUACAAUACUUUUGCAAUCCCCCCCAAAAAAAUAUCCUUAAAAGACCUA